Molecule: messenger RNA, 2219 nt
Organism: Myotis daubentonii (Daubenton's bat)
Lineage: Eukaryota; Metazoa; Chordata; Mammalia; Chiroptera; Vespertilionidae
Gene: LY6G5C
Product: lymphocyte antigen 6 family member G5C
Exons: 4
Coding region: 1461-1913 (150 amino acids)
Cellular component (GO): external side of plasma membrane
Source: RefSeq, a predicted model, not a curated record
GGCCCCCAAGCCUCACCCUUCCCUGGCGUGCCUACAGUUCUCACCACUGCAGCCCCUGCCCUGACAGUCCCCCCUGCCUACACCCACCCCAGGAGCCCAGGUGGCCUAUUGCUUCAACUCACAAGCUUUGUUGUUUACAAGAAGUGCUCUCCAGUGCCUGAUUUUACCUACUCAGCUCGUCUACCAAUUUCCAGGUCCAACUGGCAUGAUUUCACCAUCAGUAUCCCGUUUUCCUUGCUCAGUUCUUGCUACUUCCAUGGGGAGUGAGGAACAGUCUGCUCCCCCGUCUUAAUGCGGCAAAUCCUGCACCCCCUCCUCACCAUGCCCUCAUGCCUCUCUCUUCACAUCCUCUGCAAGUUAACAAACACAGGGCCUGCCAGGGGCUGGGUGCCCAGGACUCAUGUCCUCCCAGAACCACACUUUUUGAGCAGCUGUUAGAACAUUCUUAGGUCGAACCUGAGGAAAUCCGUUCCCUGUAGCUUCUCUCCUACUCCCAGUCUUUGGACCUCAUGGAACAGAACGAGUCCCUAUCAGCCCCCUUUCCCAGAUGAGACACCCCUAGACCACCCUGGGCGCACUGUUUGAACAAGAUACGUGGGUGACAGUGUUCUCAUGUCCACUACAGCCUCUUGCUAAUUGCAGUGUCUCCAGCCGCGUGCAUGAAGCCCGGGGCAGAGGGGUCUGCUCCCGCCAGCUCAGCAGCGUGGCACUCUGCGCCUCCUGGAGGCGUCAUCUGAGACUUAGGACCAGGCCCCCAUCUAGUGACUGGGCUCGGGAACAGCUGCCUAACCGUUCCCGCCUCAGAGUCUCAUAAAGCGAAGCCCGUCCUGUUAUUCCUCUGCUGAAACCCCUUUGCCGGGGCUUCCACCGCCCAUCGUUGCUUGUUGACUUGUCUCCCCCAUUAAGAAGGCCGGGUAAAUAGCCACGGAGCCGGAGCUGCCGUCCCAGAGGAACUGCCUGUGUGUCAGUCUUAUGCCUCAAACCUUCCGGAUGUUAAAACCGGGCAGAAUAACCUUUGCACUGCGCCGAAGCAGCCUACUUUCCCAAAGGAAUGUUUGCAGAGAUAACCAGGAAGCAACUACUAUGACUACUAGACUGAAAAUUAGAACAUGGUGCGCCCAGCUGGUGGGCUCAUGGUUGGAUCCCAGUCAGGGCGCAUGCCGGGUUGAGGCAGCUGAUCCACGAUUCUCUCUCAUUGAUGUUUUUAUCUUGCUCUCCCCCUCCCUUCCUCUCUGAAAUAUAUAUAUUAAAAUAAAGAAUGUUCCCGUCUCAUUCCCCUGUUGCGGCUGCUGUUCCCAAGCCAGGAUGUUAGGUUCCAGAGUGGCCGUGGGCGAGAACACUCUGUCCUUCUGGAUGUUUUGGCUCUAAUUUCCACCCCAAAUGGGUGUUGCCCCUCUCCUUCUUCUUGGCCAACAUCUCUUCCACCAAUAUAAGCGCGUGCUGGAGGCUGGUGGGCAGUCAUGCAUUUGACGGCAGGCCCUGCACACAGCCGGAGUCUGGGGCCCCUGGGGCCCCUGGGCCCCCACAGCACCCCCCAAGCUCUGUACACGGUCCUCUUAACAGUGCUGGUCGUGAUGAGCUUGGUGUUUGGUAAAACUGAACCUGUCAAUCGAGAGCCCCCUUAUCCAGCUGAGUUCCCCAAAUACCUGCGCUGCUAUCGGUGCCUCUUGGAGACCAAGGAGCUGGGGUGCCUGCUGGGAUCUGACAUCUGCCUGGCCUCUCCUGGCAGCAGCUGUAUGACUCUCUUCAUCAAGAACAGCAGUGGGCCGGACAUCAUGGUGAGCGACUGUUGCCGCAAGGAGCAGAUGAGUGACUGCUCACACACCCGCACUUCCCCCGUGUUUGGCUUCUGGAUGUUCUCUCGGUGCUGUUUCCAGGACUUCUGCAAUAGCCCACAGAGCCGAGCGCUCUAAUCCCAUAGGACGUCUGCAGAGACCUUUGCAGUAAAAUGUUGCCGGUGUCCAGCCAGCUUCCUGGUUCCCACCUGGGCGCAGCCAGGACAACUUCUAGCCCACCCAGCAGUCGUCCCACGUCCCCCAGGUUACCUGACCCAGCCUUAGUUGCCUCUUGCUUGCCGCCCCUCAGCACCCCCUUCACACUCUGCCCCUGCCCAAGCUCCCUCUCCAGACAUCUCUGGAGUUUUCCCUGUAAGUCCUCACAGUCUGACAGCUUCCCUCGCCUCUUCUCCCACCUCUAGGCAGCCUUUGCUCUGCUCUGGC